Messenger RNA from Ceraceosorus bombacis, 2488 nucleotides. The record is from the annotation of a GenBank genome assembly. NCBI's taxonomy places the organism in Eukaryota, Fungi, Basidiomycota, Exobasidiomycetes, Ceraceosorales, Ceraceosoraceae.
AUGGCUGACCUGAACGAAAAGAAAGGCGCCUCUGACGGGGACGCCGCCUCGCACACGAUUUACGACACCAACGAGGCGAUUCGCUCAGGGUCUGAAAAUGCUUCAGAAAAGGUUGCCAGCAAUACCGAUGCCUAUGCCCACAUCCGGGACGGCAAGCUGGGCGAGCAGCUUGUGAACAACAAUGUUGAUGCUCGCAUUGCCAACCCGCUGGCAGGCAUUCCGCGCGAGCAGAUCAAGCUCGAUGCCAAAGAGUUCGCUCAGCGGUAUGGCCUCGACGAGUACACGGACAUUAUGGUGAAAGGUGCCCUUGUGGCACAGGACCCCUUCGCCUUCGACGCGGUCCCUGAGCUCGACGAAGCCGACCGCGAAGUGCUUAGGAGGGAGGUCACCCACAAAUGGAGCCAUCCAUUCCAAUUGUACGCCUUGGUCGUGCUCUGUGCCGUUGCUGCAGCUGUGCAGGGCAUGGAUGAAUCCGUCAUCAACGGAGCGCUUCUAUUCUUUCCCGCUCAAUUUGGAAUCGGCGACGACAAUGCCGAUCGCGACAAUUGGCUUCGUGGCUUGAUCGGAGCCGCACCUUACGUGGCCUGCGCCUUUCUGGGCUGCUGGCUGACUGACCCCCUCAAUGUAAGUUGAUACAUGGCCUGUCGUUUUAGCCGCUCUGACUUACCAGCUAUACCUGCCACCUGGACCAGCACUUCCUUGGGCGCCGCGGUACGAUUUUCUUCGGGGCCAUCAUCUGCUGCUUGACAUGUAUCUGGUCGGCCGUCACCAACAGUUGGCAACAUUUGUUUGUCGCUCGCCUGGUGCUCGGACUUGGCAUCGGACCCAACAGUGCCACUGUCCCUGUUUACGCUGCCGAGUGCGCUCCUCCUCUGAUUCGCGGAGCCCUUGUAAUGCAGUGGCAGACUUGGACUGCAUUUGGUAAGUCGGAUGAAGCGGAUUCAUACGAGCCCAAGAUAUCGUCUCGUGUUGCUGAUGUAAGAGUCCUAUCGUACAGGUAUCAUGCUCGGCUAUGUCUCGGACCUUGCCUUCUACCAUGUCAAGGACACAACGCCGAGCAUCACAGGUCUGAAUUGGAGGAUCAUGCUGGCCUCCGCCUGCUUCCCGGCAAUCAUUCUAGCCGCUCAGGUCUUCACCUCGCCAGAGUCUCCCCGUUGGCUGAUGAAGAAGGGCAGAUAUACACAGGCGAUGAAGAGCUUCCUUCGUCUUCGCAACACUCCCUUGCAAGCUUGCCGUGACUUGUACCUUGCGCACGUCACCAUCGAAGCGGAGAACUCGGUCCGGCAUACCCAGAGCAAAUUCCGUUUCCUUGAGCUCUGGACCGUCCCUCGCAACCGCCGUGCUAGCUACGCUUCCACAAUUCUGAUGUUCGGUCAGCAAUUCUGCGGAGUAAACGUGAUCGCGUACUACAGGUAUGUGGACUUGGACCAGCCGGUCUGGUGUACUCGCUGACGCAGAAAACAACCGACCCUCAGCUCAAACAUCCUGUCUGGCGCCGGUUUCUCGGACAUCAAUGCUCUGCUCGGCUCCUUCGGCUUCGGAAUACUGAAUUUCGUGUUCGCUGGGCCCGCUAUCUGGACGAUUGACACCUUUGGCCGCCGCAACCUUGUCCUCGCGACCACGCCUCCCAUGUGUCUGGCGCUUCUCAUGACUGGCUUCAGUUUCUUCGCUGAAGAACAGCAAGUCCGUACAGGUAUUGUCCUCACUGGAAUUUAUCUCUAUGCCGUGUUUUAUUCGCCCGGUGAGUGGAGUCAGAUACAGUUAUUUUCGCACAGGCCUUUCCUUGUGGCUCGAACUCAUCACCCUUCGUCUUGCCGUCUUCGCAAAUGCUUGUCCCCAAAUCUGCCCAUCGAUCUAUCCUCACUGUGUGGAAAACGCACUCAGGGAUGGGACCGGUGCCCUUCUCUUACUCUGCAGAAGCAUUCCCUCUUCGUGUCAGGGAGCUGGGAAUGUCUCAGGCGACUGCCGGUGAGUUCCUAUUCUCCUAGUUCCCGGCCUCCCGCAUCCAGCUCUCAAUCUCGUGCUAAAUCUUCUUUCUGCACACUAAAUUCAACCUCGAACAACCAGUUCUGUGGUUCUUCAACGCGGUCCUCGCAGUGACUUUCUUCAAGCUGAGGCAGGCCUUUACGCCCCAGGGAGCAUUCGGAUGGUACGCGUGAGUCAUCAGCUUCGGUCCGCCUUGGAGCUGGUCUCAUUCGCUUGCUGAGGCCCUUGAGCUCGUUAUACCUACCUCUUCCUGCCCCUCUCCAGAGGUUGGAACUUGAUCUUGUUCGCUCUCGUGUUCUUGUUCUGCCCCGAGACGAAGGGUCUGUCGCUCGAAGAAUUGGACAGCGUGUUCGCCGUUCCGACGCAGAAGCAUGCUGCGUACCAGAUCCGACAGAUUCCCUACUUCGCCAAAAAAUACAUUUUCAGACAAAAGGUGGAGAAGGAGCAGCUUUAUAAUUUCGACAACACCACCAAUGCUCCUCGCACUGCCAACCCUCUUUGA